Molecule: messenger RNA, 1318 nt
Organism: Mizuhopecten yessoensis (Yesso scallop)
Lineage: Eukaryota; Metazoa; Mollusca; Bivalvia; Pectinida; Pectinidae
Product: methylated-DNA--protein-cysteine methyltransferase-like
Exons: 4
Coding region: 51-731 (226 amino acids)
Biological process (GO): DNA repair
Cellular component (GO): nucleus
Molecular function (GO): methylated-DNA-[protein]-cysteine S-methyltransferase activity
Source: RefSeq, a predicted model, not a curated record
UCUUAUCCACAAGAAAACCGCGGGAACGUGUGUCAACAAUAGUGUCGUGCAUGCUGAGGGGAACGAAAGCACCGGUUUGUUUGCCUACUUCGUCCAGCAGUAUCUUCCGUUUUUGGAGAAUUCCAGCUGUUAGAUAUAAAAUGUCUGUAAAGUCCAAACGUCAGAGAUGUGUUGGGUCAUCCUGUCACCAUGGUCCUACCAACACCUACCAUGUGAGCUCACCUGUUGGCACUAUGGAACUUGUGAGCUGUCCUCGUGGACUCCACUACAUGUCACAGACAGAUGAAACUGAUGAAUAUUUUACACCUGACAAAAGUAUUGAGGUGAUGGUGACGUCCCAGAAGUAUCAGGACAACGGUUACACCUACAAACCUCUCCUACUGGGCGUGGACUGGCUAAGACACUACUUCAAAGGACAACACAAGUGCCAGGUGUCGCCCACAAUAUGUGCAUCUGUGUUCAAGGAAGGAUCUUUCACAGCCAAGGUCUGGAAGACUCUGCCAGAGAAGGUGAAGUUUGGACAUAGUGUUUCCUACACCCAGCUAGCAGAUUUAAGUGGAAAUAUAAAGGCAUGUCGUGCAGUGGGCGCGGCCAUGAAGGCUAAUCCCAUACAGCUCAUUAUCCCCUGUCACCGUGUUUUGCCGGAGGGAGGUGGUGUUGGCAACUACAGUGGUGGCAAUAAGAACAAGAUGAAGCUGUGGCUUCUCAAACAUGAAGGAGUUAUAAAGUGAGAGGCUGGAGGCAUGUUACGGUGGACAUCUGUAUAAAGAAAUCUGGUUAAUUCUUAUUGUAAUGAUCGGAUGGAAACGAGAUUAUGUAGACUGUGAUAAAAGGUAUGAUUAUUACCAAGGAAUCCAUUGACCUGAUAUUUGAUCAGAACAAAGUGUCUGGACAUAGCAUGCAGCUGGCUAUUGUGUAACCGUGGGUACUUCGUUUCUUAGGCAUUUUCCUAAAGGAUAGGUAUUUUGCUUUGUAAUUUUGAGUUAGAGCAAUAAGAUACCUCUUAAUUAACCUUUUCCAUUAUAAUGAAUCACGACAGAAGAGUUCCUGUUUGUAAGAUAAUUCAGUUUUACAGGACAGGAAUUAUUCUUUGCAUUAUUUGAAAAUAUAUUUUUAACAAAGCAGUGUUAAACACUAACUGUUUUUGCUUGGUAGUCCACAGGACUAGUUAAAUAGAUUAUUUACUAGUCCUUCGCUAAUGUAACUAGUCCAAAAUUUCCUGAUUAUCAGGAAACAGGGCGAUUUACAGCAUGUUAAAUUUAAAAAAAAAAAAAAUCUUAUUCUAUAUCAAAUUUCACAAGUCCAAAGGACCAGUUAG